This is a messenger RNA of Hyalella azteca, 1682 nucleotides long. RefSeq lists its product as uncharacterized. NCBI's taxonomy places the organism in Eukaryota, Metazoa, Arthropoda, Malacostraca, Amphipoda, Hyalellidae. The record is from RefSeq and is a predicted model, not a curated record. The coding region runs from base 59 to 997 and encodes 312 amino acids. The transcript is spliced from 4 exons. Gene Ontology annotation, molecular function: protein binding; metal ion binding.
ACGUGAACGCCGUGGUGUUGCAAUAAAGACUGUAGAGUUUCAACUAAAAAUUGAUAAGAUGGCUGAUUCAUCAUUACCACCCUGCCCUCAUUGCAAGAAGUCCUACGAUGAAAAAGACCGAAAGCCAUUACUGCUGCCGUGUGGCCAUGUCUCCUGCCGAAGUUGUCUCUCCGCUUUGGAAGACCAAGAUGAUAUGAAAUGCGGCGUGAAGAAGUGCAAGAAGACUUGCUCUGAAAAUAUCUCGGAUUUGCCUACGGUGUACGAUCUAAUUCCGGCGAACUCUGGUGCCUCUGGAGAAGGUUCUGCCAGGAAUGGGCGGGACGUGGUACCUCUUGAAGCAAGUUCGGGUGGACCUACUGGGAGAGAAGUCGUUCCCAUGGAUUCGGAUGACUCUGAAUCGGUUUCUGUAUCUGCGGUUUCGACGAGUAACUCAGCUGCCUCUGGAUUCCAUACUUGUGACUUGUGCUUGGAUGACUACUGUGAAGCAAACCCACCUCGGCUGCUGACAUGUGGUCACGCUUUCUGUACCUUCUGCCUCAAAGAUCUUGAGACGAACGAUAAAUACGCUUGCCAGAAGUGUCGCAAAGCUCGCAAUAAAGGAACUUUGACUAAACUUCCCGUUGUUCUGACGCUGAUCCAUCCAAAAAAUGCAAAGAAGGAAGUCUCUCCCAGGGACCCACCAGCUAAAGUCCUGGAAAAAGUUGAACGCUUGCAACAGGAUGAAAUGCGACGCCCGUCAACCUCAAUUAAUUCUAACCCAAAAACUAUUGAAGUGCAAGUACAAGACCUCCGUGGGCAGACGCAUACGUUCAACGUGGACCCAAGGACGGAGACUGUGUUGAGGUUGCGGGAGCGCAUGCCAAAUCGUCCGGACGAUUGUCGCUACCUGACGUUCGAAAAUCGAACCCUGGAGAACCAUCGCCUGUUGGCGGAAUACAACCUUCGUCCGCACUGCACGAUCCAUGAACGGGGGCGUUUGUCGGGUGGAUGCUAUUAAAUAGAGAAUGCGUAUUGUUGUGAAAGCGUAUUGUAUGAUGUGGGGGAGAACCGACUAUUUGGUAGCAGCAAUAAAAAAUGCUCCAAGGUUCAUGACGGAUUGGCUACUAACUUCAAGUUUUUUUUAAAGAAAGAAGUACGGUUGACCGUCCCUAGUGGAUAACCUAUUGCAUUUAACGGUUCAAGUGAGAGUCAGCGGAGAAAGCCAUGUAAUCCAUGUAAGCGAUCUACACAUGUAAUCAUUCUUUAUGUUGCACUCGUAUCCUUUCACUUCCUAAUUUACUCGCAUGAUUUGACAUAUUAUUAAUGUUUCCUUUUGAUACAUAUCACGUCAUUGAAUUUGUGACGUGGCCUUUGUUCAAAGCUUGAAGCGAUUUAUUAAACUGGAAUUCCGCUUUCAGAACAAUUCUGCCUUCUGUAUACAUUUUGAUUCUACCAAAUUAAAAUUUCGUUCUAUUCGAACUACCUAUAUAUCUAUCGCAAUAAUUGCGCACGGAAUUAUAAAGUACAUAUUCGGGUUAAUAGCGUACAUUUAUUCGCGAUUUUUUUUUUUUUGUUUGGUUGAUGCGACCAUACGCAAGUGACUUCUUUGUUUAUAUAACCAAAGGGUAUUAAAAUGCAAGGGAUUGCCUGACGAAGCUGAGGAAAACGCUCAUAUAAUCUAAAAUAAUACGAGUGAUAGAAAA